AGCAAUAUAACUUUGUUGAAAGUAAAAGGUUAAAAGAAUCAUUUCUUGUCCCAUUGAUCACAUGCAAAUUUCUACUUCACACAACCACAAAUCCCGCACUCUCAGGUUGAGAAGUUGCUGUGGCCACUACCAAAAAUUUCCCAUCAUAAGAAGCUGAGCAAGAAUUCCAUGUUGACAUUGUAAACAAGUGAGCUGUUCGUAGUCACCACCAUUCUUGAAGUUUCUUGUAAGCUGUUCGUCUGUUUUAUAGUCCAGUCUACGUCUUGGAAGAUAAAGGAAUUGGUAUAACAUGGAGGCAAAAGUUUUGCAAGGCAUGCAAUCGUCAACAUGGAUAAUGCGGGGAAGGAUUGUGAUGAGGAAACAGGACAGUUCUUUACAGUUUUUCCAGAAAUCUGGGGAGCAAAAAUGGAGUGAGGUUCCUGCUUCUUGUUGUUUCCCGACUAGCAAACGAAGAUCACAUAGACUUGUAGUUCUGAGGGUCUCUUGUUCUUCCGGAAAUGUUCCAGCUUCAGUACUGGAGUCUGGUAGUCUUCCAACAUUGCUUGAUGAAUCUAAGAUUUUAAAGAAUAAAGCUGAAGAAAUGGAACCAUAUAUAAACGGCCGUUGCAUAUAUCUUGUUGGAAUGAUGGGCUCCGGAAAAACAACGGUGGGCAAGGUUUUAUCAGAUGCCUUAGGAUAUUCAUUUUGCGACUGCGAUACACUAAUAGAGCAGGCUGUUGGUGUAAGUACUGUGGCUGAAAUCUUCGAGCAAUAUGGUGAGGGCUUCUUUAGAGAUAACGAGACUGAGGUAUUGCAGAAGCUUUCUUCAAUGCAUCGACAUGUAGUUUCUACUGGUGGUGGUGCCGUCAUUCGGCCAAUCAAUUGGAGACACAUGCAAAAGGGUAUCAGCAUCUGGCUAGACGUACCUGUCGAAGUCUUAGCUCAGAGAAUUAUGGCCGUCGGAACCGAUUCUCGCCCCUUGUUGCAUCAAGAAUCUGGAGAUCCUUUUUCCAGGAUUAUGAAGCGAUUAUCUACUCUUCUCCAAGAGAGGGGCGAAGCGUAUGGCAAUGCCGAUGCAAGAGUUUCUCUAGAAAACAUUGCAUCAAAACUUGGACUCAAAGAUGUAUGCAAUGUCACGUCAACUGCAAUUUCAAUCGAGGUGCUCUCUCAAAUUGAGUAUUUCUUGAAGAAAUAAGGACAACCAUUACUCAAAAAAUUUUCAUUCCUUUUCAAGUUUGGGAAGAUCAGUGUUGUGUUUCAAUUUUUUAGUAGUGGAGCAUGGUUUGAAUAAUGUAAAUCAGAUUUAGCUAAACUAAACUAUUUAUAGAGCAAGUGUAAUACACAUUGGUCACUUUCCCUAAACUGCACACCAAUCACAAGGUAAGUAUAUUGUACUUAUCAUAUAAUUAGUUCAUAUUCGAUCAAAUUUGAUUUGGGUUAGAAUUUCUCAA
Molecule: messenger RNA, 1430 nt
Organism: Sesamum indicum (sesame)
Lineage: Eukaryota; Viridiplantae; Streptophyta; Magnoliopsida; Lamiales; Pedaliaceae
Product: shikimate kinase, chloroplastic
Cellular component (GO): chloroplast; cytosol
Molecular function (GO): shikimate kinase activity
Source: RefSeq, a predicted model, not a curated record